Molecule: messenger RNA, 1176 nt
Organism: Stylophora pistillata
Lineage: Eukaryota; Metazoa; Cnidaria; Anthozoa; Scleractinia; Pocilloporidae
Product: trace amine-associated receptor 8b
Biological process (GO): G protein-coupled receptor signaling pathway
Cellular component (GO): plasma membrane
Molecular function (GO): G protein-coupled receptor activity
Source: RefSeq, a predicted model, not a curated record
AUGGCUACCAAUGCAAGCAACAUUACUCAUAACAAAGCGAACGGAGAAGAUUGGAUGCAUCUUCCCGCCUCCCACUGCAUUCCAUGGCUUGUCGUAUUCAGCAUUGAAAGUCUGGCCAUAGUCAUCCUCAAUGCCAUAAUCAUUGUUGUAUUUGUAAAGCAGCGUCAGCUACAGAAGAAGAGUACCUACUUACUCAUCCAUCUGGCCAUAGUCGAUUUCUUUGUCGGGGUGGUUUCUGGGCCUCUGGAGAUUGAAGACGUGGGCAGCAUGUACUGUGAUCUGUGGAAGUACGUUGAUCUUGAUUUCUGGUUAGCCAUGUCAAAGCAUGGCAUUGGGAAAAAUUUUCCUCAAAUCUCGCUUUUUAAUCUUGCUUUCAUUUCAUUAGAACGAGCACACGCAACAUUCCGUCCGUUCAAGCAUCGUUUUGUUAAGAAAUGGGUUUAUGGAGUGAUGAUAACAGUCGUUUGGUUAGUUCCUGUAGUCAGUAGAUUCUUAAACGGCCUUGAUAGCGACUCUAAAAUUCUCUAUGUCUUCUUCUCAUAUUUUUUCACUCUUCUUUUCGUUAUAUUAGUAUGUUAUGUUUCGAUUUAUAUAAAAGUUCGUCAUGGUCGUCUUCCUCAACAUCACGGUGCAACCGGUCUGAGGGAAAGAAAACUGACGAGUACAUUGUUUCUUGUCACCUUUGGAUCGUUGUUAACUUUCCUGCCAACGGUGGUGUUCUGGGGUGUGAUGGCUUUUGAUCUGUUAAAACAAGAAGUGGAAGAUAAGAAUGAGAUAUGUAAUCGAACAAAUGCCAACAGGGUUCCAUGCAUCUAUCAUACAAAGUUGGUAGGCCUAGAAUGUCAAGGUAUUCCCGAUUUGACAUUUCAGGGAGCCGUGGGGUAUGGUUUGAGAGAUUGUAGUUUCGUCAACAUACUUCCACGUGGAAGCGAUAACCUUGAGAUCAUUGAUCUUGAGCAGGAAAAGCCAGGGGCCGAGCUUGGUCCCUUAAGGAACUCCGGCGGGGACUGGGCCUCACCCAGAGAAGCAGUCGGAGGACAACUUGACGCGUUGGUGUCGAUUCGUGAAAAAGUCAGUCACCCAGACUUUGAUGCUGUGCGGCAUGUUGGGGCCGAUGAUCAUAGCGACAAGUAUCUUAUGUUCGAUAAGAUCAAAGGCCUUGCGAUAGUCAAAUAG